Messenger RNA from Rotaria sp. Silwood2, 615 nucleotides. The record is from the annotation of a GenBank genome assembly. Lineage: Eukaryota; Metazoa; Rotifera; Eurotatoria; Philodinida; Philodinidae.
AUGCAUAACAGCUUACAUAAAACCAAAGAAAACACUUCUUUAACAACAGAUUCUGAAUGGGCUAUAACUCAUAAUAAUCUUACAUCGGUGUAUCGUUUGAUGGGCGACCUUUCAAAUGCACUUUCUCAUCUUCAAAUUGCACUUGAAAUACGAAAAAAAGUUCUUCAAGCAAAUCAUUCAAUUGUUGAUGUAAGUUUUAAUAAUGUGGGUAUUAUCUAUCAUUCGAAAGGAGACCAUAAAACUGCACGAAUAAACUAUCAAGAGGCACUUGAAAUUCAUCGAAAAUCUCUUUCAACUGUUCAUCCAAGAUCAGCUGAAACUUACAAUAAUAUAGUUUUUGUUUAUGAUUUGAUGAGUGAUUAUUCAAAUGCAGUUUCAUAUUAUCAAAAGACGCUUAAAAUACAAAAAAAAAGCAGCCUAUCAUUAAUUCAUCCUGAUCUGGCAACAACGAAUAGAAACAUGGGUUGUACUUAUGCUGCUCUUGGAGAUUAUUUAACUAUCCUUGAAUUUUUUGAAAAAGGCUUUAAUAUUCGAAAAACCCCUCUUCCAUCUGCUCAUCCAGAUUUCGCAAAAACUUAUAAAAAUAUCGGUUCUUUAUUUAAUAAAAAAAAAUGA